Molecule: messenger RNA, 1609 nt
Organism: Rubroshorea leprosula
Lineage: Eukaryota; Viridiplantae; Streptophyta; Magnoliopsida; Malvales; Dipterocarpaceae
Source: the annotation of a GenBank genome assembly
AAUGGGCCAAGCCUAAUCCAAUAUCAAGAUUACCAUUAUUUUUCCUAUUGGUACCCAAAAAAAAAGAAGGAUAUUGUCCCUCACUCCUUGUGGUAAACACAAAGCCUCAUCCACGACCACAAACGAUCAAUUUGCAUAUGAAAUCAUCAUAGCCAUUAUCAUCAUCAUCAUCAAAUACAGGCAUCAGACGGUUAGAAUGGCAAGUUGUCCUUUUGAUCAAAACCGGUCCCACCAUCAACCGCCGGAUAACGGUCAUGAUGAACAAAACUGUAAAAACAUCAAUUUCCCACCAAAUUCCUGAAAUAUUUGCGCUUUUUAAGUGAAUUAAUGCUGUUCAUUCUUCUUUGGGAGUUUGCCUUGAAAAUACCACAUCUUUAGAGGUUGAAGGAGAGAACCAGAGGUUGAGAGGGAGGGAUGGGAAGAGGGAGGGCAUUUAUGUAUGUGAUCCUUGGGGGAGGUGUAGCAGCAGGAUAUGCAGCUCUAGAAUUCACAAAGAGAGGGGUUUCUCGUGGUGAACUCUGCAUUAUCUCUGAGGAAACUGUAGCCCCAUAUGAGAGGCCGGUAUUGAGCAAAGAUUUUUUACUUCCUGAAAGUAAGCAUUUGAAUCUGACUCUUCUGAGUCUGGUUUUUUUAUCCAACUGUAUUCAUGACAGAAGAUAGUUCUCAACAUUGUGUUUACUUCAUGAGAAUUAGCACUUGCCUCUAGCUUUCUAGUUCUCCUUGAAAUUUUGGGAGUGUAUGAAAUGCUUUAAGCUCUCUUGCUGAAGUGUUUCAACAAUAUGAAGAGGAAUUAUGCACUAGUUGAGAAGAGCAGGGUUUUAUUUACACUUUCACUCUAUGGCGUAAUUUGUUCAGAGGAUCAAUUUAUCCCUUCCUUAAUGUUCACUGGAGAAACCUUUGGGGUAAGGGGGCGGAUGUCUAUGCUGAGCUUUAGCUCUGGUUGUCAUAAAGCUAAUCAUUUCCACAUUCAUCAUUUUCCUUUUCUGUCCUCUUCCUUCAGUUUUUCUUGAUGUUCUCUCGUUAGAACUGUUAAAUUUUAUGGCAAACUGCAGAUCCUGCACGCCUUCCAUCAUUUCACACAUGUGUUGGUGACAAUGAAGAAGAGUUAACUCCAAAAUGGUACAAACAACAUGGUAAAUUUUCUAACAGUGUGAUUGUCCUUAUUAUUCUCUGAUCAUAAUGAAAACAUAAGAAGUGACAUCCUUUUGUUUAAAUGUAUAUGUCCUACCAUUUAUGCUGUACUUGCAAAUAGCAUUGCUUUUGUGUUGCAUCAUGGAUGAUUUGCCUGUUUUACAGAAAGGGAAUUUGGGUUUAAGAUUUCUAAUUAAUACAUAUUUGGAUGCGUCAGGCAUCUUUUGUGUCUGCAACUUUUACCACAGAACUAAACUUCAUUUAUUUUCAUUUCUUGAAAUGAGUUGAAACACAGAUCAGAACUACUUAACCACAUGAAAAUGGGGCUCCCUCCUUGUUUCUGUUUAAUCGUUGGAUUCAGGGUGUUGGUAUAUCGGCCUUGUCCAUUACCAGGGUUAAAAGAUGAAGCUGUCACUGUUUUUCUAAAUAUUCCAAGUACAACCAUGUUUCUUGUUGUUUAUAAAGUGAAAAAUGCUUC